Molecule: messenger RNA, 609 nt
Organism: Diabrotica balteata
Lineage: Eukaryota; Metazoa; Arthropoda; Insecta; Coleoptera; Chrysomelidae
Source: the annotation of a GenBank genome assembly
AUGAUUUAUAAAAUAUAUUUUUGCAUGCUAUUGCAUUUUGUGUAUGAGGUUGAUCCUGCGGUGGUAGAUCCUCCAAAGUUGCCAUCGUAUUUUAAAAUAUGUUCCCAAUCUGCACCGAAUUUAGGAAAGUGCAUAAAAAAAUCAGUAGAGGAACUAAAACCACUGCUAAUCAAAGGAAUACCUGAUCUAGACAUACCUAGUGUUGAGCCCCUACAUAUACCGGAGGUGGUUAUCGAUCAAGGAUCGGGACCUGUUGCGCUCAAAUCUGUCUACAAAGAUAUUAAAGUGUAUGGACCUUCUAAAUUUAUCAUUAAGGAUAUUAAAGUAGACUUAGAGAAGGAUAAAAUGAGAAUCAGAUUAUUUAUACCGCGUCUUAAAGUUGUCUGCAACUACAAUAUGGAAGGAAAAAUCAUGAUGAUGCCUAUAUCCGGUUCAGGAAAAAGUUCUUCGAAUUAUAGUGAAGCAAUGAAUAUGUUCCUUAACGACAAUUGGAAGCAAAUUGCAAAUGAAAUCAAACCUGUACUCGAAGAUAACAUAGCAAUGAUUUUCAAGAAAUUCGCCAACAAAAUAUUUCAUAAAUAUCCUAAAAAUGUUUUAUUGCCAAAAUAA